Molecule: messenger RNA, 833 nt
Organism: Arachis ipaensis
Lineage: Eukaryota; Viridiplantae; Streptophyta; Magnoliopsida; Fabales; Fabaceae
Cellular component (GO): chloroplast
Source: RefSeq, a predicted model, not a curated record
CUGCUUCCCAUAUAUAUACACUGAAACUCAGAAAGAAAGAAGUAGGAGCAACAACCAAGCAACACAUCAAAUUAUUAAAUACAUUUUGUUUUUUAAUUUUUGCAGUGGAAUCUCCGUCGUUUGAAAAGUUUGAACCAUGACCAAAACGACCACCGAAAUUGUCGUCGCUCAAGACAACACACAACAACCGCCGCAACAACCACCACCACAGCUACCACACUUUCCCAACCUCUUCGCUUUCUUACCCAAGUUCAACCUUCAACUUCCCUUCAUCAACCUACCACCGCCGAAGCCAAAGAACGCGCACACUCCUAACGCCGACGCCGCUGGCGAUGGAGCCAAGGAGGAGAACAAGUCUUCCAGCAACACCAAGCCAGGGUUCGUACGGUUCCCCAAAUCGGAGGUGGUUGCUCUUCCACACCUUGAGGCUGAGGUUGAAGAAUCUACCGUCAAGACUUCCAAUCCUUUUAUCCUCUGGCAGGUUUAUGCAUUAGGAGCAUUGUUCAUUUCAAGUUGGGUUUGGGCAAGGUGGAAUGAGAGGAAGGCGCAGGGUAAGUCUCCCAAUGAUGGGAGGGCUGAAGGAAGCCAUUCCGAUGAUAGUCGUCGUUCUUCCGACGACAGCAAUAAUUAAACCUUCCAGUAGAUCGAUCGGAUGUUGAUCUUUUCAGACAUCGAAUAGAAAAUUACAUUAGCGAUAUGCAACACUACAACAGAAAUGCUUUCACAGUAUCAUAUGAAUGGAAAGAUUGUUUCAUUUUAAUAGGCACAUGUUAUAACAGAUGAAGUGGUGAUAUUUAUCAAAGUUCGUAUAUGAUUUACCUCCUUUUAUCUCA